Staurois parvus is the source of this 327-nucleotide messenger RNA. The record is from the annotation of a GenBank genome assembly. NCBI's taxonomy places the organism in Eukaryota, Metazoa, Chordata, Amphibia, Anura, Ranidae.
AAUUCUGCAAGUGGUUCUGAUUUACUAUCGCUGUUCUCUAGCUGGUCUAAAACCGCUUUUGACCUAAAGGGACGCUUUUCGGACGCCAUGGAUGUUUCUCAGUUUCCAGGCAGAAAAAACAGUCAAAAUGCAGGCAGGGCACAGGACAAAGCAUUAGGGACAAAAUGUAUGUGAAAUGGUUUGAUACAUGAAUGUCACUUUUUGUCAUUUUCAAAUUUCCCGCCGUUCCGUCCCCCGUAUGUCUCGACGCUCAGAGGGAACGGAACCCAGAUGGCAGAUGCCGGCAUCCACCGGAUUACAUUGCAGGGGACACUGCAGGAGGGACAU